AUGGUUAUUAAAGAAAGACAAGAAAAUGCUAAAAUGAAAAACAGAUUCCCAAUAAUAGGAGUAGAGCCAGUGAUGUUUUUGUAUAUGGGCGCCUAUAUGAUGACAUCUGUUGUUGGGGAACAAUUUUUUAUUUUUAAAGCCUGUACGGUUAAUCUGGGAUUUCCAAAAAAUGUUUGUGAUCAUAUUAUGGACAAAGCUAAUCAAAAUUACAAUAAAUUAGUGCAGGUUGAGGUUUCUAAAUUCUUUCAAUAUGAAGGGGUGGCAUCUAAUGCUAUACCUUUCAUUCUUGCAUUCAUUCUCGGUGGGUGGAGUGACCGUGUUGGUCGCAAACUGCCCUUACUUCUUGGUCUUUUCGGAUGCUUAAUAUAUUAUUUUGCUCUGUUUCUCAACACUAUAUUUGAGAGAUGGCCACUGGAGACAAUUCUUUAUACCGCCUGUUUUCCUUCUGCACUAACUGGAAUGAACUUGUCCGUUUUCAUGGCUUGCUUUGCUUAUCUCUCGGAUACAACACCUGUUGAUCAAAGAACCGUUAGGACAACACUGCUGGAAGUAGCUUAUUUGUUGCCUAUGCCGAUUGGUACAGCUCUUGGUUCUUACUUAUAUAAUGGUCCUUUAAAGAUUUCCUUCGAAGGUAUGUUCCUCAUCAAUUGCGUAAUCUUAUUAAUCGCUAUAUUUUAUACAUUAUUGGUAAUACCUUGGAGAACAAGCGAUCCUCCAAAAGAUGAACGCAAUGCCUGUUCGCUCGGCCAUAUUGUCGACACACUGAAGACAUUGUUUGUAAAAAGAAAGGAAGGACGGAGGAUGAUAUUUAUUUUAUGUCUAAUAGGUAUGGCUGUAUAUACCUUGCAAAGGGAUGAAAGCCGCAUGAUGCAACUCUAUACCCAGUUAAAAUUUAAUUGGACUGUAAAAAAUUACAGCAAUUUCAGAACGUUUCAGUCAGCAUUAUUCAUUUUAGGAUUACUAGUCGGCAUUCCACUUCUUCAGAAAUGUUUUCAGCUAAGAGAUACUUUUAUUAUGAUCAUUGGAGCAACAUGCCAUAUUUCUGCAAGAGUUAUUUUCAUCAUUGCUCAAGCUCCUGAAUGGUAUUAUGUAGGAGCUGCAGUUUCUACUUUGGGUCCAGUAGUUGCUCCAGUCCUGAGGUCUAUGACAUCUAAAUUAGUUCCUCAAUCAGAAAGAGGAAAGGCAUUUGCAUUGUUAUCAGUGACUGAUACAACUGUACCAUUGCUUUCCGGAUUUGUGUUUUCCCAGGUCUACAUACACGCAAUAAACACUCCAUUCCCUGAAGCAUUUUUUCUGGUGGUUGUGGUUAGCCAGACGAUUGUCUUUUUUAUUGCUCUUUUCGUCAAUGCCAACCUACAUGGAAAAAAUAUUUCCGAAGCCCAAGAAUGUUCAGAAGAAACAAGCAGUCAACAAUAG
Molecule: messenger RNA, 1416 nt
Organism: Nezara viridula (southern green stink bug)
Lineage: Eukaryota; Metazoa; Arthropoda; Insecta; Hemiptera; Pentatomidae
Source: the annotation of a GenBank genome assembly